Molecule: messenger RNA, 585 nt
Organism: Uranotaenia lowii
Lineage: Eukaryota; Metazoa; Arthropoda; Insecta; Diptera; Culicidae
Exons: 1
Coding region: 1-585 (194 amino acids)
Source: RefSeq, a predicted model, not a curated record
AUGCAUCAGUUGAACAUGAGCCUCGCUUCAGUAUUGGCCGUUGCGUUCGGUGUUUUCGUCCUCUACCGAGUUUUUGGUAACGGACCAGCUGUUGUGGUCAGCUUCAAUAGAAUCGAACAACUUUUCGGGGCCGACGUUGCGAACUUCAGUCAACUUAAGCUGGUGCAGUCAUGUUGCGGUGCGCCACCAACCCUGGACGGAAGCUGGCAGCUAAAACAAGAUCUGGACAACAGUUGGAUUUUGGUUACGCAAAUGUUCUACCGGCCACCGGACUACGGUUACGAAGCCUUUCCCAUUCCGAUUAACUUCCGGUCGGUUCCGGUAUGCGAUUAUCUCAACAGUUGCGAUUAUGGUCAGUUUUGGUUCCGAUACCGGUACAAUACGAAUUUUCCGGAACGAGUGCUGGGUCGGUGGAUGUGUCCGCUGCCGAGAGGCGAAUACCAAAUGAGAAUGGCUCCGCUAGGAACUGGAUUUCUUCCCUGGUUUCCAAAGGUGGGAGCCUACCGGUUUGAGUUCCGGUUGAUGCGAGGCGGAGUGUUGCGCAUGAGUGUCGCUCUGUUUUUCGAUGUAGCAAUAGUGCAAUAA